AUGAUAAUAGAAUACAAUUCUAUUAGUGAAAGUAAAACAAGAAGAUCAUAAUAAACAUAAGCAAAUCAAUAAUAAAGAUAGAGAAAUGUAUUAUUAAUAUCAUAAAACGAUUAACUCUUAAAUUAACCUGUAAAUAUAUUUUUAAAUUUAGCCUAUGAAUUCUGCAAAUGUAGGAAUAGAAACAUAGCUAAUUGAAGGACUAUUAAACGGCUAAUCUUCAUUAUUAAAUCAUUUUCGACAUCCUCCUGAGUAAGAGUUGAUAGAAAGGCGUUUCAAAGAGGUUAUGAGAAGUUCAAGCAUUUAUAAAUACUAUGCUAAAAUAGGUUUCCAGGGAUUUUUUUAUUUUUUAAAUAUAUUUGAACUUGGCUUUACAUUAGCUUAUGAUACUCGUAUGAUGAAGCAUUCUUGUUUUGCUAUAAUUUCUCUAUUGCUUUAUGUAUUUUACUUCAAAAUUUAGGAGUGUUGCUAAACAAAGUAUUUUUAUUGA
Messenger RNA from Paramecium sonneborni, 487 nucleotides. NCBI's taxonomy places the organism in Eukaryota, Ciliophora, Oligohymenophorea, Peniculida, Parameciidae. The record is from the annotation of a GenBank genome assembly.